UGCCUAAACCCAACCUUCCAUCCCAACAUAGACCUUACACCCCCCAAACCAGCAGUGCCUACUGCCGCUUACACAAGCAACCUUCAGCCCGCAAACUCUGCUAAACCUUCAUCAUCAUCAUCAUUCUCUGGUUUCAUGCUGACUCCUCUUCCCUACCAUCACACCACCGCUGGGGCUUUGCAUGAAGGUUGGUGGCCUGUUGGAGCAGGACGAAUUAGCUCCCGUCGUCCUACAGCUGCACCUCCUUUCCGAUGGAUGUUUGAAGGUGGUGGUGGUGGUGGGGCUAAACCUCGCAUUACCACAGUUACCACAGCAAGUGUGUCAGUGCUGGCAGAGAGUGAUGUCCUCCUGCCGUGCAAAGCAACCGGGAAUCCUGAACCUAACAUUGCUUGGACGAAAGUCUCAACAGGUGCCACUGUCCCAGCUAACACCAAGCACGGUACUCGCUUUGAAGUCUUCAAAAAUGGAACUUUUGUUAUUAAAAACAUCCAGCUUCAGGAUCGAGGACAGUACCUUUGCACAGCCCAGAACAAGUUUGGAUCAGAUCGGAUGGUCAUCACUUUAGCUGUGCAAACUGAGGCACCCAGGAUUCAACUACCCAGGUCCACAGAGAUAGCAGUCUACUUAGGAAAAAAUGUGUUUCUGGACUGCCUGGCUUCUGGCAAACCACCAGCCCAGAUUUCCUGGAUCCUCCCAGACAAAACAUUUGUUCGAGAUGCCGGGACUCUUUACACUAUCCUCUCUCCAAUGUCUCUGCUUCAGAAUGGGACCCUUCACAUUCAUUCUGCUAAUUUCUCCAGCAAAGGGAACUAUAAAUGUAUUGCAAGCAAUGCAGCAGGUGCAGAUACAAUUACUUAUCAUCUGCACGUAGCAGCUCUGCCUCCAAGCAUAAGCGAAGAAGCACUGGAUAGUGUGAUCAUUCCUCCAGGCAGAGGUGUCUAUCUUCACUGUUCUGUGAAGGGCGAACCACCACCUGCUCUCAAGUGGACGCUCCCAGCAGGUGUCCAAGUCAAACCAUCACAGUUUCUGGGACGCAGGCUGUUUGUCUUCCCAAAUGGGACACUGUUCAUUAAGAAUGUUCUACCAUCUGAUGGUGGGAGGUAUGAGUGUUUGGCCAGUAACACUGUGGGAAUUGCCAAAAGAACGAUCCAGCUGGAUGUGAGAGCAGAUUCCUCUUCCUUCUCUCACCAACCUCCUCCUCCUCUUCCCAUUCCUCCAACACACCGGCAUGCUACCCCAUCCCGUCAACACACCGUCUCAGCUAUGUAUGGUUCUGCUGUUUACCUCCAUUGUCCGGAGUCUACUGACUCCACGAGAGGGACCAUCUGGCAACUACCAUCCAAAACGAUCCUGGAUCAUCGAUACAGUCCAGAGAGACCAAUUAAAGUUUUCCGUAAUGGGACCCUAAGGAUUCUUCAGUUAACUGAGCUGGAUGGUGGAAGCUAUCUGUGUGUCUUCCAGCGACCCAAUGGAGAGGACAUGGAGCUUUUCCAGGUUGAGGUGUUAAUGACUCCUCCGAAAAUCGAACAUGUGAGGACGGCACAGACCAGGGUCACUUUUGGGGAAAACUUCCAGGUGGACUGUGUGGCAACUGGCCUACCCGAUCCAGAAGUUUUCUGGAGUCUUCCAGAUGGAACAAUAAUCAACAACGCCCUUCAGUCAGAUGAUAGCGGCCUUCGUAACCGCCGAUAUGUUAUGUUUGGCAAUGGAACUUUACUUCUCCAGCAGAUGGGCAAAAAAGAUGAGGGUGACUACACUUGUUAUGCCAAGAACAAACUGGGAAAAGACGAAAGAAAAGUGAACGUCAAAGUGGGACCAAAUGCUCCGAAAAUUAGAUUCAAGUCACAGUCACUAGUGACGAUAAAACUGGGAGAAUCAGCCAAACUGAGUUGUGAGGCAACUGGUGAACCUACACCUAGAAUCACAUGGAUCUCACCACAAAAGGAUGCAAUACCAGCAUCAUCGGACAAAUUUCAGAUUAUGGAUGGUGGAAUGUUACUCGUAAAGAAAGUGACACUGUCUAGUGAAGGAAUAUAUACAUGUUUGGCACGAAAUUCAGCUGGUGAUGAUGUAAAGAAUGUAAAAGUUGAAGCUGAGCCCCAGGAACCCUUUAUCAAUGGUGUGAAAGGGAGGAGUACCACCAAGGUUUUGGGUGUAUCGUACCAAGCAGCACAUCUGCAUUGUAGAGUGGAAGGAAAACCGGAACCAAGAGUCUGGUGGGUUACUCCUUAUGGCCUCUCACUCCCAGCACCCUACCUCGGAGGUCGCUUUCAAGUCCAUCAAAAUGGGACCUUGGAGCUGAGGGGAUUAAGGAAAACAGAUGAAGGGAGGUAUAUGUGUCUAGCAAAAAACAACAUGGGUGAAGCCUCACUUUUGGUUGAAUUUGAUGUAGCAUCAUUAGCAGAGAAACCUACUUUUUCUGUUCCCAAUAUUGAGAUCUUACCAAUAAAGCCAGAUGGAGGGGAACUGACUCUUGAGUGCUCUGCCCGUGGCAAGCCAAGCCCAGAGUUUUCAUGGAUACUACCCAAUGGCACAUUGUUGAUGCCUGGUGCUAGACUCCAGCGGUUCACCCAUUAUUUAGGCAAUGGAACUCUGCGGAUCUCUCGACCAGUUCCAGCUGAUAAAGGAGUGUAUCGGUGCCUAGCAAAAAAUGUUGCAGGACAAGCAGAGAAACGCUAUGCCCUGGAAGCUGGGAAAAAGCCAGUGAUCAGAGGAUCUACAGGUGGGAUGAAGAUCACUUAUGGCCUCAAUCUGAACUUGCCUUGCACUGUGGAUGGCUGGCCGCAGGCAUCAAUCACAUGGAUCCUGCCCAAUGGUGUUGUUUUGGACAAACCUCAAACUAUUGGCCGAAUAUCUUUCUUUCCCAAUGGUACGCUCCAGCUCAGGCAGAUGGCUACCUUUGACAAAGGAACAUACAUUUGUAAAGCCUCCAACUCUUUUGGCUCGUCAGCACUAUCCUACCCAGUCACUGUGAUGGUGUUCCCUCCACGAAUCACAAGUACAAUGACUUCCAUCACCAGAGCGAACAGGGGAUCGCCCGUGAUGUUAAAGUGUGUCGCAACUGGUAUUCCAAAGCCAGACAUUUCAUGGACGUUACCUGGGCGCACCACACUGGUUCCACACAGCCGGUACACGGUACAGGGAGGAAUUCAUAUGACAGAGGAGGGCAGUCUGGUCAUACAGAACCCUGUGCUCAUGAACUCUGGUAUUUACAAAUGCAACGCAAAAAAUGCCCUCGGAACGGAUUUCAAAUCGACAUACUUACAAGUUGUUUGAAUUACUUUAACAAUCAUUUGUGUUCAGAAUAUCUCACAUCAGUGGUCAGGAUAGGAUUUUUUUCCAUUAGGUUUGAAUAUAUCGUCAGUGACGAGGCAGAUUUAAAGCUGGUUGACUAAUAGCUUCGCUUGGGAUUUCACGCACUGCAGUUUGAAAAUGAACAUUUAUUAUUUGUGAAGCGUAAAUCACAUUUUUUGUUUGUUGUCUGUUUUUGUUCAGUAUACCUACUGAUCCUACAGGUCUUUUGUCCUGUUGCGAGCUCAUCUUCUAGGCAUUACUCCCAUAGAUGUGAUUUCACGUUACCUUUACAACAUUAUAGUUUAUUAAAUUUUUUUUCCCUAAACAAUUGUUGCCGCUUAACAGCAUGUUCUGUCAGAUAACAUACCUUCAUGCUUUACUUUCUGUACCAAUCAUCUGCAUACCGUAUUGCAGUUUUUUGUUUUUGGCAGAUUAAAGUGUUUGUAUAAAGAUUCAACAAUUCAUGGUACAAAAGAGUAGAGUUUACUGCAGACAUCUGUAAGUCCUGGCUGUGUUUGCUAAGUACCAUACAUGAUAAACUUUCAAUGUCUCUUUUCUAUGAGGAUUCAAUUACCUCUUAUUACUACAGUGUGUUUGAGCAAAUGAUUCAGUGUAUGUAUCAGUAUCAUUUAUUCAUGUUCAUAAUGGUGGGAAGGAAUAGUUCAUAGCUGGUUGUGAACUAUUAACAAAAUAUGUAAGUACAUAAUUUAUAAGUUAGUAAUAAAAUAUCCAGAUUUU
This is a messenger RNA of Oreochromis niloticus (Nile tilapia), 4032 nucleotides long. RefSeq names its product matrix-remodeling-associated protein 5. Bases 136 to 3276 code for a protein of 1046 amino acids. Gene Ontology annotation, biological process: homophilic cell-cell adhesion; synapse organization. Gene Ontology annotation, cellular component: neuronal cell body; axon; plasma membrane. Lineage: Eukaryota; Metazoa; Chordata; Actinopteri; Cichliformes; Cichlidae. The transcript has 9 exons. The record is from RefSeq and is a predicted model, not a curated record. Gene Ontology annotation, molecular function: axon guidance receptor activity.